Molecule: messenger RNA, 688 nt
Organism: Aplysia californica (California sea hare)
Lineage: Eukaryota; Metazoa; Mollusca; Gastropoda; Aplysiida; Aplysiidae
Exons: 5
Coding region: 187-591 (134 amino acids)
Source: RefSeq, a predicted model, not a curated record
CCAUCACUACAUCACACUCUUCUCCACUUAGUGCAGAGCAAAUUCGAUCAUUGUGUCGAUUGCCAUUCUAGUUCUAGAUCUUGAUAUAGAUCUAGAUUUAGAUCUAGAUUCUAGAUCUAGAUAUAGAUCUAGAUCUAAUCUUGGUAUAGCUUUUUGCCCUAGAAUCUAUCAUCUUUGUUCGGAAUUAUGGCAGCCCAAGCUUCAGCUGAUCAAGAAGUAGAAGUGAAAGAUGAAGUUCUCCUCACUUGGGUUGGAGAAAUCAAAGUUCUAUACAGGGAUGUGCCUCCCUUGAUGUGUUCUUUGACUGACGACAUGAAGAGCAUGAAAGUUCUAGAGUUUGUGCGGUUUUUACGCAGCCAUCAACAUUUCACUACUGUGGUUGGCGACCUGUCGGAACAGGACACUGCCUUAUUUCUUUUCUGCCCAGGAAACGGGGUUGAGGCGAUGCAUCGAAACUCCAGACUUGGGAACUACUCAGACUCCUUCACAAAGGCAAACUACGUCGCCAUAUCACACAAAGAUCUCAUCAAUGAACGUCAAGCAGAUGCCAUCACUAACAUCAACCUGAAGGAACAGCACGCCCAGUCGUAGAGAGUUCAUAUCUUAUCGCCGACACAUCACGUAUUAAAUAUCAUCAUCUGUGAGGGAGCCAUUUGAAAAAACAAAACGAAUAACAAACUUCACAACA